CAGGACUCGCAUUCUCAGAUUCUGGCCGCAAUGACAGCAGGUCAGGCCUAAAUAUAAAAACACUCUGCACCUUUGAGGACUCAGACCUCUGACUGUGCUGCGAGCUCCGGGACAUAUUUGCCACAGCGAUGAGCGUCACAGACGAGGUGGAGGAAGAUGAUGUCACCCAGUACGUCAUCCAGCUCAGCAUUCAGGAGUCCCACAUUCCCCACUGCUUACAAGCCAUGGAAAGCAGUAAAACACAGAGCAGUGAAAAUCUGAAGAUCUUGCUCGCCAUUGAUCAAGGCGAAAUGUUCUCCCUCCAGGAGCUGGCUGACUUCCAGGCGGCCUUUGAGGAGCGAGACGGACGGGGUUGGCUUCCACUCCACACGGCCGCGGUGCAGCCCGUGGCUGACGUGCUGGAGAUGGUAAUGUAUGGAUCAUGCCGGCUGGGCCUAGAAGAAAAGACAUGGGAUGGGGAGACAGCCCUGACACUGGCGGUGAAGGCAGACCUUCUGGAGAACGUGAAGGUCCUGCUGGAAAAUGGAGCUUCUCCACACAGCAUGAACGACAGAAACGAAUCCCCUCUUCUGUUGGCGGUGAGAAUGCGGUCACUGGGGAUAGUGUCCCUUCUGAUCAAGAGCGGCGCCCUGGUGGACCAGGCGUGCCAGGGGAAGUGGACGUCCAUGCAUGAGGUGGCAAGACUGGGCUGUGGGCACCUCGCCACGAUGCUGCUGAGGACCGGCGCCAGCGUCUCCCAGAAGGACCGCUACGGCGUCACCCCUCUGGGCAUCGCCGCCCAGCACGGGCAGCUGGAGACGCUGGACAUGCUCAUUCGUUACGGCAGUAACGUGAACGCGCAGGCCUGCAAUGGCGAGAGCGUGCUAAUGGAGGCCGCCGGCUCGGGAAAUCCUGACUGCGUGGAACUCCUGUUACGCCAUGGGGCCGAUCCUGACCUGGCUGGGGUCACCGGGCACCUGCCCAUCCACCGGGCCGCCUACGAGGGCCACUAUCUGGCGUUAAAAAUCCUGAUUCCCAUCACCUCCAAAAAGGCAGUCCGGCUCUCCGGCCAGAGCCCCAUCCACUCGGCGGCGGACGGAGGCCACGCUCAGUGCCUGCGACUGCUUAUAGACAACGGCUAUGAGGUCAACACUGUCCUGGAGAAGCACAUCUCCGAGAACUACGGUGACCGAAGGCGGAGCCCCCUCUACUUCGCCGUGUCCAACGGCGACGCCCCAUGUACGGAGAUGCUCCUGAACGCCGGUGCCAAACCAGACAGAGACCCGUUACGCUGCCUCCUAGUGGCCGUCAGGGCCGGGUACUACGAAAUCGUGAGGCUGCUCCUGUCCAAACAGGCGGACGUCAACUGCUACUUCACAGCGGUCAGCGACACGGUGUUCCCCACGGCCCUGCAGUACUGCCUGCGGGACGAGAUCAUGAUGCGACUGCUGCUCAACCACGGCUAUGCGGCGGACAGGUGCUUCUGCUGUCACCAUGACGACAGCGUUGCCUGGUGCCCCCACUGGAGUGACCUCAGCAGCCAACUGUUCGAGACCUAUAACCCAGAGGAGAAAAUUCCUUUCUGUGACUUCAUUGCCGUAUCCUGCCUGCAGCCGCUGGCGGGGCAGGCAGUGCGCAUACUGCUGGAUUACGUCGGCCAUGUUUCCGUGUGCACCAAGCUGAGGCUCAUCCUCGAGAGGCAGAAAGAGUGGCCUGCGAUCUCCGAGAUCCUGGGAAACCCACGGCCACUGAAGCACCUCUGCCGAUUGGUCAUUAGGAAACAGGUGACCCUGAGGAGGCUGAGUGACCCGCGUGUCAUUGACUCCGCCCCCUUCCCGCACAGGAUCACAGACUACCUGCUGUACCGCGAACACGACCUGUACAGUCAAAACAUCGGCGCAAGCUGAUUAUGACUGACUCCAAAAAAUUACCCUAGUAAUAAUUCUAAAAACGUACACUGAAAUAAGGACCGCAAUAAGCUCUCCUUCAUUACAUUACAAGCCUGGUUCAUAGUGAUGUUAAACUUUAGAGGACACAAAUUAGGAAAUAAUUUAUUUUGGCGCUCAGACACGCUUUUUAUAUUGACUGUAAAAACUAUUUUUGUUGCUGUGUAAGAACAAACUUUGUCAUUGUAAGUAUUUUCCACAAUUUGCAAAAUUAUGUUCAUUUAUACAAAAUAAACCUAUUUUGGCAUUUCCUAA
This is a messenger RNA of Brienomyrus brachyistius, 2180 nucleotides long. RefSeq names its product ankyrin repeat and SOCS box protein 15-like. The coding region runs from base 129 to 1886 and encodes 585 amino acids. The transcript has 10 exons. NCBI's taxonomy places the organism in Eukaryota, Metazoa, Chordata, Actinopteri, Osteoglossiformes, Mormyridae. Gene Ontology annotation, biological process: intracellular signal transduction. Gene Ontology annotation, molecular function: protein binding. The record is from RefSeq and is a predicted model, not a curated record.